AGGAAAGCGAGGGACUAAAGUGAAAAGAGCUUAGCUCCCUCGUCGCCUCCGCACUCCGUCCGGCUCCGGGCCCGGCGCCACCCGGCUGUGGACUGGCUCCGCCGCCGUCUACCCCCCCUCCCCCGCGCUGCACCUUCGUCCGUUGUGUGUCCCAUCUAUCAAGGCUCCGCUGUUUUUUUUCGUCCGUCAGAGGGCGUUGCGGCCGCCCACCCGCGCGCCACGCCCGAGUCCGGGGGAGAGGGAGUGGGGGCCGGCCGGAUCCGGCGGAGGAGAAGGAGAGGGAGGAGAGAGAGGGGGAGGAGAGGAGGUGGGGGUGGCGCGGGGCUGACCAGGUGGCAGGCGGCGGCGCUGUCGGCGGUGGCCGGGUGGGUCUGGGCGGCCUCGUUCUACGACCUCACGCGCCGGGCGCGCACUGGUCUAGCCAUGGGUCACGCGCCGUGUGCACACCGAGAUGCCGGCAAUCCUCAGGUUCCAGAGGUUGCAGCACAAGUUGCUGGACAAUUUCUUCUCUGUGCUGUCAUGCAUUGUCUCUGUUCCCUUCUACACGGGAUUCCUCCCUCUCCUCUUCUGGAGUACACACAACAAGCUGGCUAGGCAGAUGACCCUCCUCAUGGCUUUAUGUGAUUACCUCGGGAACUCUGUCAAGGAUAUGAUAUCAGCUCCUCGUCCAUGCUCUCCUCCUGUUAGAAGAGUAACAGCCACUGAAGAUGAGAAUGCCAUGGAAUAUGGGCUUCCAUCAUCGCAUGCUCUCAAUAUUGUUUGUUUGAUGGGAUAUCUAUUACAUUAUGUCCUCACAUAUGGAGAUGCUGGUAAUGUUAUGAUUGCUGCUGGUUUAUCUCUAGCUUUCUUGUUUGUUAUGCUAAUUGGCAUUGGUGAGUUGGAGUUCAUAAGGCAACCGUUUCUCUUGACUUCCCAAAGAUCUUGACAAUUUGAUUUACCUGAAAUUGACAGCAAGGAUAUAUUUGGUUUGCACAGCUUGAUCGAUGUUAUUGCUGGAAUUUGUUUUGGCAUUGAUGCCAUCCAUCAAACUCACAUCACUUCACAUAUGCAGUAAGAAAAGAAAAUGAUCAAAACAGAUGACAACUUGCUAUACAGGAACCAAGGAAAAAAGAUAGGCUUGGUAAAUGACAAUCAAUUGCAGCCACACCUUAUCUUCUCAACCUUUCCUUUUCAUUUUGAUUGCAUAGUGUUUCUUCAUUGUCCACCAAAGCUGGAUGCUAGAACAGGCAGUGGUGGUGGUAGUGGUGGAACUGCAGCUUGACGGCCGCCGCGGCCGCCGAGUCCGACGCGCCGGUUAGCUGCGGCGCCAUCCCCUCCUCGAUCUGCGACAAUGCGGCUGGUCCCUGGAUCUCGGCUCGGGGGGGUAUUGGGAGCGAUUGGGUCCGCGGCAGCGGCGCUUGGGCUGCUACUCGCUUGACCUCAUCCCGUGAAGCAGCGCCCCCUGGCCCUUUGUUCUCCUUGUCUGCCCUGCAAUCUUCCCAGGCAAUGGGGCGACUGGCUAUACCCUGCAAUCUGCCUAGGCCUGCAUCUUCAUUUGCUCCUUCAGUCCUUCAAGCGUGAGCAUCCUUGAGGUACCUUUUCAAUCCCCCCUAUAUGCAUACGGAUUAGUUCAAAUGCUUCACGAUUGUUGCACACAAUUUCUUCUUGAAUGUCGCAGUUUGUCAGCAAUGCUCCUACCUCCUCUCCUCUGCUUGCUCUGUUCGUGAAAAUACUCUGUCAACAUGGAUGAAUUCAAGCUUACCAGGUGUUCGAUAGAAUGCUCAUAAGAGAUGGGGAAUUAUUUUCCAUCGAUAGAUGCCUUAUUCUUUCAACAACUACAGAAAUUGUAUGCUCAGUAUGCAAGAGUGCAUUCAACUAGGAACAUCGGGUCAUAGUGCAGUAGUCUAACUUUGUGAUAAGAAACAAUUGUUAACAUGUUCAAAAGUUUCUGUUUGCAUGAUGGCACUUGGCAAAGUUUGCAGCAGCUAUGGCAGAUGGUGCGGUGGUAGCAGCUCAGCCUUGAGCACUGAUCGGAUCAGAUGAAGAUUCGGAACAUGUUCAGUUCACUUCAUCAUUCAAAUUACUGUCAAAAUCUAGUUAUUUCAUCACUCGGUGUAUAUAUCCAGGAGAUAGGUGUGCUAUUUCAGAGGAUAGAUAUCCUGACCAUCACUGUAGGAUAAAAAAAAUGUUUGAUUCACAGCACAUAUUAACACAGAGAAUUGAAUUUCCUCUUGUCCAACCUUUUCUCUCAUGGGUAUGAUAGAUGUGAUCCUUUAGAUGUGAUCAUUGUUGUAUACGUAUUUUAUACUUUCCCACAUCAUUUUCUAUGUGUGAUCCUUCUUCUCA
Messenger RNA from Setaria italica (foxtail millet), 2325 nucleotides. Its product is annotated as lipid phosphate phosphatase delta. The record is from RefSeq and is a predicted model, not a curated record. Gene Ontology annotation, molecular function: sphingosine-1-phosphate phosphatase activity. The transcript has 5 exons. NCBI's taxonomy places the organism in Eukaryota, Viridiplantae, Streptophyta, Magnoliopsida, Poales, Poaceae. Gene Ontology annotation, cellular component: endoplasmic reticulum membrane. The coding region runs from base 452 to 925 and encodes 157 amino acids.